GACUUUGAGGCGACGCGGCCCUGAUCAGAGGGGCCUUCAUCUGGGGUCUCCCAGGUCCGUGCUCAGGCCCGUGCAGCCCACGGCAACUCCCAACCACAGGCCAUCCCUGCAGUGGGCAGGAGCGGCCCUUGUCAGAGGCCUAGGGGCCCUGAGCCGUGCCCUCGGACAGCUCUGUUUCAGCAGUUAAGCACAAGGACAGGCUGGCCACUGUCCAUGCUUCCACGGCCAGAGCCCAAGAAGCACCCACAACCAAAAUAGCCGUCAGGUGACCAGAGGGCCUGCUCACCGCCUUCUGCCCAAAGGCAAAGCGCUCACAGCAGCUGCAGCUAAAAAUAAACAGGAAGGGCUUCCAUCUUCCGGAGAACCCCAAGGGGAGAGCUCGGCCUCGCUUCCGGGCCCCCACGGGCCGGCACAAUGAGAUCGCUCCGCUUCAUUUCUGCCAAGGCCCUGGUGUCUCACCCCCAGGUGGCCCAGCAGAGCCUGGACGGUGUGGCCCACAACCUCUACCCUCUCCUCUUCAAAGCCAGCUACUUGCUGGAGCAGGCGGCGCUGAUCCGCGUCCUGCUGGAGCGCUGGCCCCUGGAGGAGUUCCGGCUGAGUGCGCUGCUGGGGCCGGGCUCGGAAGCCGCGGAGGACCUGCGGGACCGCACCUGCAGGGCCUGCCUGGAGGCCUGUGUGCAAGGCCUCGCAGACCACGUGCUCCGGGCUGGGGGGCCCCGGCGCCUGCGCGUGGCUGACCUCACAGGCGUCCGAGACGUGCAGGUGCAGCGGUGCCCGUGUGGGAGGGCGCUGGGCAGGUGGGGCCGCACCGAGCUGCUGGCCAGGACAUGCUGCCAGCUGCAGGGGGAGGCCCCCGCGGCCCAGCGCCUCGUCCGGGUCAUCGCCGAUCUCUUCGUCACCGAUGGAAACUUCGAGGUGGUGGUGCGGGCCCUGAGGCCAGCGGGCCCUGCCCCACUGCGUGUGCACUGCGUGUCCUUCCGAGCGGACAGCCUGGGCCCCAGCCAGCUCUUGCAGGUGCUGCGUCUGGCCGGGCCGGGGGAGCUGCGCAGGCUGGAGGUGGUGCACAACGUGCGGUUACACGCCGGCCACGUGCAGGAGCUGCUGGCCGAGGUGCGCUUCCCCCAGCUGGCCUCGCUCACCCUGCCGGCCAGGGCCUUCGAUGCGCCCCCCGCCAGCACCCGCAGCCCCGAUGGCGAGGACCCCCUCCUUUCCUCCAUCGCCUGGGAGCUCAGCCGGAUGAGCCAGCUCACGGAGCUGAGCGUGGCCUUCUCCAUGCUGACGGGGAAGAUCCCGAAACUGCUCGGGCCCCUACGGACACCGCUGAGGACUCUGGACCUGGCCAACUGCUCCCUGAACCACACAGACAUGGCCUUCUUGGCAGACUGUGCCCAUGCCACAUGCCUGGAGGUGCUGGACCUCAGUGGCCACAACCUGUUCAGCCUGUUCCCUUCCACCUUCUCCAGGCUGCUGAGCCGGGCGGCCGGGACGCUGAGGGUGCUCACCGUGGAGGAGUGCGGCAUCGAAGACCGGCACGUGGGCAUGCUGAUCCUGGCCCUGAGCCCUUGCCACGAGCUCCGUGAGCUCCGCUUCCUGGGGAACCCGCUGUCGGCCCGGGCCCUGAGGCGCCUCUUCGUGGCUCUCUGCGAGCUGGGCAGGCUCCGGGCUGUCGAGUUCCCGGUGCCCAAAGACUGCUACCCCGAGGGCACGGCCUACCCCCAGGACGAGCUGGCCAUGUCCAAGUUCGACCAGCAGAAGUAUGAUGCGAUCGCCGAGGAUCUCCGUGCGGUGCUGCUUAGGGCCGGCCGGGGUGACGUCCAGGUCUGCACGCCUCUCUUCGGAAGUUUCGACCCAGACAUCCAAGAGACAAGCAACGAGCUUGGAGCUUUUUUGCUGCGAGCUUUCAAAGCUGCUCUAGAAAACUUCUCCAGAGCCCUGGAGCAAAUGCAGUAGGCCCUCGAGCAGACCAGGGGGGUGUGGUUCGACCGGACAGGAGCCUGGACGUCCUGAGUCAGCAGGCUUGGGCAUCCGCGCCCCUGCCACCUCCAGCUGAAGCAUCUCUGAGGGACACCCGCACGUGGCAUCAGUUAGGCGCUGCAUGGGCCGGUGCCCUGGCUCCAGAAGAGUGGAAAAGGCCAUGUUGGUGAUGGACUGGAGGUUGGUUCUGGACUGCACAGGAGGGAGGAAGGGGAGGCCAGACGUCCGGCCAGGGCCAAAAGAACGUGGGAACUGUCACAGAACUCAGCACUCCCUGUGCCGCGUCCGGGUUCUCUGCCGUGCUGACUCGGGCUUAUGCACUCACAGACCCCUGCCUGGCGUGAAAUAUGCGAUUUGUCGUUACGUGCUUGAGCCUGAGGACACAGAAGGCUUCCCGGAAGGCCUGUGUCCCUGCAAGAAAGCCCCACCGGUGAUGACACAUCCCUACCCCUGUUUCCUGCCUCCCUUUGGACCCUGACCCCAGAAGACCCUCUGCUCAGGCGCAAGAGAACUCCUCUGUGCAGCUGAAUCCAGGUGUGUAAGGGUUUACUGACAACAUUUGGACUUGGUUUCUACCUGGAUCUGAUUCCUGCAAAGGGCCCAGUGUUAGGAUCAUUAGAUACCAAUAAAACAGUGGUGUGCCUUCUUCACAUGUGGCUUUCAUUUCAAUGCAGUUCCGGAUUUUUAAAGUACCCAAGAGUAUGAAAGUCAAACAUUUUCUUAAGACAGAGGCUAGUGCUUGAGGGGCCCAACCUCCUCACACUAGAACCCCCAAGUUCUUGAUGUGGUUUUGAAACCUGUGUGAGCAGGCCCCGCCCUCCGUCCGGCUCCGGGCCCUGCUCUAGGCAAGUCCCCACCCAGGUAACCCCACGCUGCCUCUGACAGGUAUGUCCCAUGCCUUUCUUCCCACAACCAAGUGGGGUUGCCCAAGGCACAGGCUCCCGCAGUGGCAGAGUGACAGGAGUCUGCUUGCCUCACUGAAGGCAGCAACGUUCCUCCUGCGUCUCAGGAAAGGAUGCCCAGAAAGCGGACGGGGAAAGAGAUG
Molecule: messenger RNA, 3019 nt
Organism: Mustela erminea (ermine)
Lineage: Eukaryota; Metazoa; Chordata; Mammalia; Carnivora; Mustelidae
Gene: LRRC14B
Product: leucine rich repeat containing 14B
Exons: 2
Coding region: 415-1950 (511 amino acids)
Cellular component (GO): cytoplasm
Source: RefSeq, a predicted model, not a curated record